Messenger RNA from Paramecium pentaurelia, 1334 nucleotides. Lineage: Eukaryota; Ciliophora; Oligohymenophorea; Peniculida; Parameciidae. The record is from the annotation of a GenBank genome assembly.
AUGAACUAAAAUAGACUAACAUAUGAUAUAUAAAGAAGAAAAGAAAGAAUGACGAAUUACUUUAUGGAAUAAUAGUAAUUUUAAGAUUUCACUAAACCUGAAAAUCCAAUCAAAAUUUUAAAUCCAAAUAAGGCUCCUUAACAAUUAGAAUCUCCUUUGGUCAAUUAAGUCAAAUUUUAUUUUUAAAAUCGUGUUAAUAGAUUAGAAUUUACGUAAUUAUUUGAAGGAAGAGAAUCUUUUACAUAAAUGUUCGUGACUAUUCUCUUUACAACACUCUAAAUUCUAAUUUUUGGCUUUGCCGCAUAUUAUUUAAAUUAUAUAGGCAAAACUUUUAUAUGUUUAGUAAUAUUAGUGAAUGGAUUUCAUAUAUUAGGAUUACAUGUGUUUUAUUUUUCAAGUACUUUAUAAUUAUUAAUCAAAUAGAAAACUCUGAUAAAGCCUUGGCUUACUUUUUCAUAGUCUUAAUAUUGUAAUUCCUUCUCUGUAAUCAACUUUGGGGAGGAGGGUUACUCAAUAAUAUCUUUACUACAUGUUAUGUAGUGUAUAAUGGAUAUAAAUUCGUAAGAUAAUUACCAGUUUCACCUCCAAAAUGCAAUUAACUAUUAUAAACAUCUACAUAAUUCUUUUUUUAUAAUUUACUUGUUUCAUUGAAACUAACUACAAUAAGUAAAAGAAUUAUUAAUUUCCUCUUUUUUUUGAUACCUGUGUAUAUAUUCAUCUUCUUAAUUGAUUUUUUUUAUCAGUAAUAAAGAAUAACAACAAGAAAGAUUCUAUUGGCUGGCAUUCUUGAUUUAAUAUUAUAAUUUUCAGAAGGAAUGAUAAUAACUUUUAAGAAAUAUUAUGUUUUUAAUCUAUCGAGAAAGGCUGAUCAAUUACCACUAUUUAUUUAUCCAUUGUGUUUGUAAAAUAAUUAAUAAUAAGAAAUUGCAUCAAUUAAUUAUGUUAAUUCUCUUUAAAAUGAUGAUAAAGUUUUUAAUUAAAAAAUGUUAUUUAGAUUAGAGGGAUGUCAACCACCAACUAUUGCAGAUAUAAUGUAAUCUUAUUAUUAUGAAAAAUUAAAAUAAUAUGUUUAAGAAAUUUAAACUAAUUUUUCAUAAAUUUAAAAGUUAUUAAAUGAAAAAAAUAAAGUUAGAACUCUUUUUGAAGAUAUAACACUUCCAUUUACAUUUAUUAAAUAUUAUUAUAUGACUUAUAGAAUUAAAAGGUAAUAACGAAAACUUAUUAAAUUGUAUUACUUUAUUUUUAAAUCUUUUGAUUCAUUCUAAAAGGAAAGCCAAUAUGAAGCUGAAUGUUUGAGAUUUAAUGUAUAAAAAUUGUUGAAUAUUUUUAGGUUU